GAGCAGAGAGGAUCAUCCGUUUUCCUUGCUGCUCAGCCGCACUGAUUAUAGAGCGAGAGAGAAAAAACGAGAGAGAAAGUACAAUUUGUCGUUUAUUUACAUGUUGGCUAACCGUGUUCAAGUUUAGGAUUUUAUUCGAAUGGUGCUUUCUGGAGUUAUGCAUUCGUGAAGUAAUGUUUUUAUAUUUUGUAUUGCACUUAGUUGGGACUUGAUACGUGUGAGGAUUCCAUCUGUGGCUGAGGAUUGUAUUAUGGUCUACACGUCUUGCCUCCCUCUGCCUGCUGCGAUGUUGGCGCUUCGGCCAAAAUUCACAAACCUGGACUGAAUAUACACCUUUUUUUUUGCUGAAAGAAGCUUGGAUCAAAUGGCCGUGAUUCUCACGACUGAAACACAGGAAUGCUUUUCGGUUGACACGACGACGCGCAGAGGGAAAGAAGGAAUAGCUGAUUGGGGUUUGGGUAGCAGCCGUAGUUUUAUUUUCAUUAUUGCAGCUUUUGAUUCUGCCUUAUUCCCGCGAACCGAAGCUGGGAUGGGAAAUGCUUAGUUCGAGUAAGAAAUCGGAGUAAUACCCCCGACAUAUAUCCAAGUGCACUUGAGAGAGGAAGAGUGAGAGGAGUGGAAAUGAUUUUGUUAUUACCGCUCCUUCUCUCGGUCUUGCUGGAUGGAGCGGUGUGCCAGCUGCGCUUCUCUGUACCCGAGGAGCAGGAACACGGGACCGUCAUUGGGAAUAUCGCGGAGGAUUUGGGGUUGGACAUCACCAAACUUUCCGCCCGCCGCUUCCAGACUGUUGCCAGCUCGCGGAACCCUUACUUGGAUGUGAACCUGGAGAACGGGAAUCUUUAUGUUAAGGAGAAAAUAGACCGGGAGGAGAUAUGCAGGCAGACAGUACCGUGCAACCUGCACCUCGAGGUGUUUCUGGAGAACCCGCUCGAGCUUUUCCGCGUGGAGAUCGAGGUGAUGGAUAUCAACGACAAUCCCCCCACUUUCCCCGAGACAGACAUCACUGUAGAGAUAACGGAAAGUGCCACCCCAGGUACCCGGUUCCCGGUGGAGAAUGCUUUCGACCCAGACGUCGGGACUAACGCGCUCAGCACCUACGCCAUAACGAACAAUAACUACUUUUACCUGGAUGUUCAGACACAGAGCGACGGGAACAAGUUUGCGGAGCUCGUGCUGGAAAAGCCGCUAGACCGGGAGCAGCAGGCGGUGCAUCGGUACGUGCUCACGGCAGUGGACGGAGGCGUGCCACAACGGACUGGCACCGCGCUCCUGGUCGUUAAAGUCUUGGAUUCCAACGAUAACGCACCCAUCUUCGACCAGUCGGUGUACACGGUGAGCCUACGGGAGAAUUCACCGGUGGGCACUCUGGUUAUUCAGCUAAACGCCACUGAUAUAGAUGAAGGGCAGAACGGAGAGAUAGUGUAUUCAUUCAGUAACCACAACCCGGCGCGGGUAAAGGAGCUUUUUAAAAUCGAUGCCAGGACGGGGAGAAUAGAGGUGGCUGGGGAAGUGGACUAUGAGGAGAGUAGUACUCACCAGAUAUAUGUCCAGGCUAAAGACCUGGGAGCAAACGCAGUGCCCGCGCACUGCAAAGUCAUGGUCAAACUGGUCGACGUUAACGACAACACACCGGAGAUCAGUUUCAGCACGGUGACCGAGUCUGUGAGCGAACAGGACGCCCCGGGCACCGUCAUAGCCCUCUUCAGCGUCACCGACCGGGACUCGGGCGACAACGGGCUGGUGAGCUGCGAGAUUUUGGGUGACGUUCCUUUCAAACUCAAAUCUUCAUUUAAAAACUACUACACCAUAGUAACGGAUGGACUAUUAGACAGAGAACACGCAGACUCAUACACAAUCACCGUUGUAGCCAAAGACCAGGGGCUCCCCUCCCUCGCCACGAGCAAAUCCAUCAAGGUGCAUGUUUCCGACGAGAACGAUAAUGCACCCCGCUUUACGCAGCCAGUUUACGAUGUGUAUGUGACGGAGAAUAAUGUGCCAGGUGCUUUUAUUCACGCAGUGAGCGCCGCGGACCCUGACGUCGGUCCGAACGCCCUCAUUACCUACUCCAUAUUGGAGUGUGACAUCCAGGGCAUGUCCGUCGACACCUAUGUGUCAAUCAACCAGGACACUGGUUAUCUUUAUGCGCUGCGUUCAUUCGACUAUGAACAGUUGAAAGAGUUUAGCUUUAUGGUACAGGCCAAAGACUCCGGGGGCCCAGAGCUCUCCUCCAACAGCACCGUUAAUGUCAUUAUUGUAGACCAGAAUGACAACGCGCCGUCGGUGAUAGCCCCGAUCGGUAAGAACGGCACCGCCAAAGAACACCUGCCGCGCUCCGCUGAGCCGGGCUACCUGGUCACGCGUGUUGUCGCCAUGGACGCAGAUGAUGGCGAGAACGCACGGCUCUCCUACAGCAUUCUGCGUGGCAAUGAGAUGGGCAUGUUCCGCAUGGACUGGCGGACGGGGGAGCUGCGUACAGCACGCCGCGUCUUCACCAAGCGCGACCCCCAGGGCUCCUACGACCUGCUGAUUGAGGUGAGGGACCACGGACAGCCACCGCUCUCCUCCUCGGCUAGCGUGAGUGUCAUCCUGGUGGAUAGUGUGAUAGAUGGACGGAGUGGAGACCGAGGAGGAUCUUCAUCCAAGUCCAAAGAGACCUCUCUGGAUCUCACCCUCAUCCUCAUCAUCGCCUUGGGCGCCGUCUCCUUCAUCUUCCUCCUGGCUAUGAUCGUGCUGGCUGUGCGCUGCCAGAAAGACAAGAAGCUGGACCUGUACACGUGCCUCAUGGCGGGGGAGUGUUGCCUGUGCUGCAGCCCGUGUUGCUCGCGCCAGGCGCACAGCAGGAAACAGAAGAAGCUCAGCAAGUCGGACAUCAUGCUGGUCCAGAGUACCAACGUCACCACCGGUGUGGGCGCUGUGGGCCAGGUGCCUGUGGAGGAGUCUGGUGUCAGCGGGGUCGGGAUGGGCGGUGGGUUCGGUUCCCAUCAUCAGAACCAGAACUCCUACUGCUACCAGGUGUGUCUGACACCGGAGAGUGCUAAAACGGACCUGAUGUUCCUCAAACCAUGCAGCCCCUUGCGCAGCACCGACACGGACCACACCACCCCCUGCGGUGCCAUAGUGGCCGGGUACAGCGACCAGCAACCGGACAUCUUAUCCAACGGGAGCAUCCUCUCCAAUGAGAACAAACACCAGCGAACAGAGCUCAGUUACCUAGUGGACAGACCAAGGAGAGUGAACAGUUCUGCGUUCCAAGAAGCGGACAUCGUGAGUUCUAAAGACAGCGGUCACGGGGACAGCGAGCAGGGAGACAGUGAUCACGACGCCACCAACCGGGGUCAUGCCGGUGAGUCCUGCCAUAAUUACCCCGGCUAA
Messenger RNA from Salvelinus namaycush (lake trout), 3372 nucleotides. Its product is annotated as protocadherin-10-like. The transcript is spliced from 3 exons. Gene Ontology annotation, molecular function: calcium ion binding. Gene Ontology annotation, biological process: homophilic cell-cell adhesion. Gene Ontology annotation, cellular component: plasma membrane. The coding region runs from base 622 to 3372 and encodes 916 amino acids. The record is from RefSeq and is a predicted model, not a curated record. NCBI's taxonomy places the organism in Eukaryota, Metazoa, Chordata, Actinopteri, Salmoniformes, Salmonidae.